AUAAUAUUCAAUAUCAGUAUAGUCUCAUUGUCAAUUUGAACACUGUUUAAGUGAUAUCUAUACAAAACUAACAUUGAGCUGUGUAAUUAAGUAACUACACUUUUCGUUGAUUAACUACAUAUACUCACUAUUAAUAAAGCUGCCAAUUAUAAUAGGAAUUAACAAUUAUAAACUAGAAUAAACUAGCAUCACCUACAAUAAACUAUUAUUAGAAAGCUUUAAGAUAUGGAGGAUAGAAGUAAUAAUACUGGAAAUGAAAAUACAGAUGAUUUCAUUGAAAGCUUUGGGUCACUUUUUAGAACGACUAGGAUAAUAGGUCUCGAAGCCAUGGAAAAGAAGGAUGAAAAGGUAGAAGAAAUCAAAAAAAUUAUGGAAGAAAUAAUGUCUGGUAAAGGAAAGUGGUAUAGAGGUGUUAAAAUAGAAGGAGCGAUUCCGAUCGCAUUGAAUAUCAACCAAGAUCAAUCAGGAACUCACUUCACACUAGAAAAAAGAGAAUGCCAAAAAACAUUCGAGGCCAAUGAAGGAUACAAGUUUAAAGAAAUAGUUGAGUCUUUCGAUCCUUAUGUGAGUGUGCACAGAUUUGAAGAUAAUGACUGUGCAAAAGUGGUCUCAAUUUACGAGGAAGAUAGAAUAGGCCUGAUGACAAUUACCUUGGAAAGUAAUACACUUAUGUACCUUAAAAAAGUAGAAGUUGCUGGCGAUUCUGAAGAUGAAACAGAAUCUGAACAAGAAUCUUAAAUAUACAUAAUAUUAUACACUAUAUAA
Molecule: messenger RNA, 765 nt
Organism: Theileria parva strain Muguga
Lineage: Eukaryota; Apicomplexa; Aconoidasida; Piroplasmida; Theileriidae
Exons: 1
Coding region: 226-738 (170 amino acids)
Source: RefSeq, a predicted model, not a curated record